CAUCCAGCCAGCCAGCCAGUCAUUCAACAAAUGAAGCGAUGGGCAAUUAAGGCGAACAACCGAAAGACCUCGGCAAGAUUAAUAUUUCUCGACGAGAGACAAGGCCUCCCCUUUCUUGUUUUCUUCCCCCAAAAGAUCGAUGUCCGGCCCAUCUCAACCCCUCCCGCCUCCUGUUGAUCGCUUUAUCCUGGUUGCUAAAGAUGGAUUAAUAUUUCCCCGAGGGUUCCCCCUAUGGACGUUCGAAUGGCUGCGCUGCCGGGUAUGUGUUCAAGAUCUCUCAGUCCAUUCUUUACUCCCCGCUGCACGUACGUGCCGCCGCCGGCGUACCCUCCAGGGCCGCGCGGCUUCCCUCAGACCUGCCGCCACGGCCGCAGCACCGUCUGCACGGCCUCGCUUCACCAGGUACAUAGAAUGUUGCAUUGUGUGGGCGUUUGUGCUGACAGGACGUGUACGUGGGCCUCCCAUCAUCGGCAAUGCGGCGGUAGGAGAGCUCACGGAGAGGACUAUAAGAGUGGGCACACGUGGCUGUGUGCGUGUGUGGCGUGACGUGUACAGUCGACCACCCUGGCCUCCGGCGGACAGGCGAGGUGAACAGAUGCACACGAGCGAAGGGAGUCAAACCUCACGUGUACUGUUGUCCGAUGAAUUUAUUCAUGCAGCAGCCGGCCGCUCAGCCCGCGCCACACACACCACAGCCACAGCCACAGACACAAGGUCAGCUCAGCUGCAAAGAAAGAGAUAGUUCGGAUGUAUGUCGAUAUGAUAUGCAGUCAGUGUGCUUUUCGUGUUUGCAGACCGCGGCAGGCCGACGCCGGGGUGCGAACGAAGGAGACCUGGCAGCACAUGGAUCGGUAAGAAGCAGCAUUCCCCCCCUCAUUUAUCCCGUCGGCCUUGGUGAAGCAUCAGGUCAUGGACAUCACCGACCUGAUUCGGUUUACCGGCUCCUCCGGGCUCUGCGUGGUGGAGAGAAUCAUCCACGAGUGCAUCAAGAACGACAAUGAGACCAAGGUGCUGAGUGUCAAGUGCCACCAGCCGGGUAAGCACGACAGACGACAUUUGAAGGCUGCCAGGUGCAUGAUCCACCGACACCCAUUCUCUCCUCCUGUGUCGUGUGCAGGGCGGUCCGGCAACCUGGUGGCGCUCUGGGAGAUCAUGACCAGCACUAAUGCGGACUGGACGCCAUCGCUGGCCUUCCCCCGACUCUUGCCAAGGCUGCAGAUAAAAUGGGUCGGACAUGAGAGGGGUGCAGGGAGGAAUGACGGUUGCGUGGAUGUUUUGUGUGUGUGUGUGUGUGUGUGUACGCAUGUCUAUGGGCAGUCAUGGCCCCCCUUAAAAUGACCGACACACCUGCACACCUUUCGUCUCGUGUCGCUUCAUAUGCUCUUAUUCUUUCAGGCUGCAGGAGCGCCUGGAGACGGCGGAGGAGAUGGCGUUGCAGGCGGCAGCGGCACGGCAGGAGGAGAGAAGAGGCCGAGCGCUGCAUCAUCUGCUGCCAGGGCGACGGAGACCCAGAUUCACCCCUGCGUGAGGCCACAAACUAACAAACGUGUAACAGACAAACCAAUACCGGCUUCGUGAUGUCCGUGUGUGCAGGGCCACUUUGGCCUCUGCAGCCCCUGCUACCUGCGGCUGCUGGACCACGCAACGGAGACCCAGCAGCCGCCGAAAUGCCCCAUCUGCCGCAGCCGCAUUGCAUUCCGCACUGUCGGGAGCCUGCCUUGCUCCCCGAUAUCAUGUGCUGGCGUGUAUGUGGGUUGUGUCAUGGAUGUUGUGUGAGUCUUGCAGGGCACGCACACGCCCACUGCCACACCAGCAACAUCUUCAAGCGAAUGUUCCGGCCGCACGUCGACUGAGGCGUCGGAUGCGGACGAGGACGCCAUCAACCACAUCGCCCACAUUGGGUACGACCCCCAGUACGAGUCGUGACCCCCAUCGCCAAGGGAAUUCUCAAGGGAGACUUCAAAGAGUCAGUGAGGAGGGACGAUCGAGCAUGGGCACACACACACACACCUACCUACACCUGUAGUGUCCGUGAUGUGCAGGUGACGAGAUAUCGGUUGCGGUCAAGAACGACCCAAUCGGCCUCUCUCUCUGUAGCCGGCCAGCUGUUUUAAGUGUGUGUGUGUGUGUGUUGGUUGAUACCUGGGCUACCGCAUCGACACACACACACACACACACACACGGGC
Molecule: messenger RNA, 2186 nt
Organism: Vitrella brassicaformis
Lineage: Eukaryota; Vitrellaceae
Source: the annotation of a GenBank genome assembly